Molecule: messenger RNA, 401 nt
Organism: Meloidogyne enterolobii
Lineage: Eukaryota; Metazoa; Nematoda; Chromadorea; Rhabditida; Meloidogynidae
Source: the annotation of a GenBank genome assembly
AUGCGAAAAUUAAAUUUUUUUUCUAUUUUAAAAAUUAAAUUUUCAGUAAAAUUUCAAAAAAAUUUCUUGUCUAAUCAUCAAACUAUUCAUUCAAGUUGCAAAAUGUCGCAUCGCAAAUCUGGGCCAUAUUCAGACAAUACUUCUGUGGAUGAUGAUCCAUUAACUGACGACGAUUCAAAAAAGAAUGAGGACAGAAUUCGUGAACUUGAGAGAGCAAAUCGUGAAUAUGAAAGUACAGUUCAGGAUUAUCUUAGACAAAUUAUUACUUUGCAAAAUUCUUUGAAGAAGUCUCAUGGCCAGGAAUGUGUUGAAUUGAUUAAAGAAAAGUGUCAGGAAGUUGAAGAGGUUUAAAAUAUUUAAAUUUGAGUUAAAAUUGCCGUUUAGGGUCCCCUUUUUCCUCC